AUGAAUGAAUAUAAAAAUUAUUUUUAUAAAAACUGGUUUCCAGAUUUUCAAUGUGAGCAUGAAAUGCGUGUUGGUGAAGGCGAUGGCGGCAAGUGGGCAUGUGAUAUAGAAUAUUUAAAAAAGAAACCCUCAUGUCUUAUAUAUUCACUGGGAUCUCAAGGAGAUUUCACUUUUGAACAAAGUGCACAUAAACUUUUGCCUCAAUGUUCUAUUCAUACAGUUGAUAUGCAGCUUUAUACAUGUCCGACAGGUAUAUGCACAUUUCAUCAAGCUAAAUUAGGUAAUGGUCGAAAUGGCUCAACGUCAUUACAUCAACUUAUGACUGAACUAAAUCAAACAAAUCAUGAAAUAGAUAUACUUAAAAUCGAUAUAGAAUAUGGUGAAUAUGCAUUUCUUCAUACGUUAUUUUCCAACAAUGAUGAUACUAAACAAUUACAACCUGUAUAUAUUCGUCAAAUUCUGAUUGAAAUUCAUCUUGAUCGUGAUAAAAUAUACGAAACAAAUUCUUUAUUUUAUUUAUUAAAUUCUCAAAAUUAUGUUAUCUAUCAUAAAGAACUAAAUCAAGGUUUUCCGUAUUAUGCUUGUGAAUAUGGACUUCUCAAAUUAAAUAGACUAUUUUUUCGAGGACAUUUGACAUAA
Molecule: messenger RNA, 639 nt
Organism: Adineta steineri
Lineage: Eukaryota; Metazoa; Rotifera; Eurotatoria; Adinetida; Adinetidae
Source: the annotation of a GenBank genome assembly